Pleuronectes platessa (European plaice) is the source of this 2840-nucleotide messenger RNA. RefSeq names its product metastasis associated 1 (gene mta1). Gene Ontology annotation, cellular component: nucleoplasm; NuRD complex. Lineage: Eukaryota; Metazoa; Chordata; Actinopteri; Pleuronectiformes; Pleuronectidae. Gene Ontology annotation, biological process: negative regulation of transcription by RNA polymerase II; response to ionizing radiation; double-strand break repair. The record is from RefSeq and is a predicted model, not a curated record. Bases 148 to 2115 code for a protein of 655 amino acids. The transcript is spliced from 18 exons. Gene Ontology annotation, molecular function: transcription coactivator activity; histone deacetylase binding; transcription corepressor activity.
UCUUUAAGCUGCGUCGGCCGCUCCGUAUCGAUCGAUCCUCCAUUUUCCAACACGCAGCGGCGGCGGUGCGAGCAGAGCUCCGGCGGCCAGAGAGCGAGCAGAGCCACCCCUCUACCUGGAGAGGACGCCGGGGACCCGGGGGCAGCCAUGGCAGCGAACAUGUACCGGGUUGGAGAUUAUGUUUAUUUUGAGAACUCGUCCAGUAACCCACUGCUGAUCAGGAGGAUAGAGGAGUUGAACAAGACAGCCAAUGGGAACGUGGAGGCCAAAGUGGUGUGUUUUUACCGGCGCAGGGACAUCUCCGGCACACUCAUCGCCCUGGCAGACAAACAUGCAAGGGAGCUGGAGGAGGAGAUGGAGAAUCCAGAGAUGUCCGACCUCCCUGAGAAACAGAAACACCAGCUCAGACACAGAGAGCUGUUCUUGUCCCGCCAGCUGGAGUCUCUACCUGCCACACACAUCAGGGGGAAGUGCUGUGUGACUCUGCUGAAUGAGACUGAAGCCCUGAAGUCCUACCUGGACAGAGAGGAUGCCUUCUUCUACUCGCUGGUGUACGACCCUCAGCAGAAGACUCUGCUGGCUGAUAAGGGCGAGAUCCGCGUUGGGAACAAGUACCAGGCCGACAUCACCGACCUCCUGAAAGACGAUGAGGGCGACGGCAGAGAGCUGGAGAAACUGGAGGAGAAGACCUGGGACCCUAACAGCUUACUGACAGAGAAACAGAUCGACCAGUUCUUAGUUGUUGCUCGGUCGGUCGGCACAUUUGCCAGAGCGUUGGACUGCAGCAGUUCUGUGCGGCAGCCGAGUCUUCACAUGAGUGCUGCUGCAGCCUCCAGAGACAUCACCUUGUUUCAUGCCAUGGACACACUCCACGCCACGACCUAUGACAUGACUCGAGCGAUCGCAGCGCUGGUGCCUCAGGGGGGGCCGGUCCUCUGCAGGGACGAAAUGGAGGAGUGGAGCGCGUCCGAGGCCAACCUGUUCGAGGAGGCGCUCGAGAAAUACGGCAAAGAUUUCACCGACAUCCAGCAGGAUUUUUUGCCCUGGAAGUCCCUGACGAGUAUUAUUGAGUAUUACUACAUGUGGAAGACCACAGACAGAUAUGUACAGCAGAAACGAUUAAAAGCAGCCGAGGCAGAAAGCAAGUUGAAGCAGGUCUACAUCCCGAACUAUAACAAGCCAAACCCCAACCAGCUGAGCAACAACAUAAAACCACCUCUGGUGAACGGAGCGGCGGCUCCAGGGGUCCCAGGACUUCCAGGGGUCCAAGGGGUUCCAGGACUUCUAGGGGUCCAAGGACCUCCAGGGGUCCCAGGACCUCCAGGGGUCCCAGGACUUCCAGGGGUCCCAGGACUACCAGGCGCGGUCCAGACCCCCGCCCUGGGCAGAGCCUGUGAAAGCUGCUACAGCAGCAGCUCCUAUCAGUGGUACUCGUGGGGACCUCCCAACAUGCAGUGUCGCCUGUGUGCGUCGUGCUGGACCUACUGGAAGAAGUACGGAGGGCUGAAGAUGCCCACGAGGCUGGAGGGCGAGAGGCCCGGACCCGCCCGCACCAUCAUGAACCCCCAUGGUCUCCCCAUGCGCCACGGCGGCAGCCCCAAGUUUGCCGUGAAGACGCGACAGGCGUUCUUCCUUCAGACCACCACGGUGACACGGAUGACUCGCCGCCUCUGCCAGGAUAUCAUACGACCACGAUUCCUGGCCAGGCACCCGUACCUCCCCCUCAACACAGCAGUCAUCAAGGCCGAAUAUGCCCUGCGGGUGCCAGAAGGGCCUUCAGCACUGAAAAAGCCUGCAGCACUGAAACCUGUGGAACGUAAACCUCUGGAGUCUGUGGUUCGAUAUUUAGAAGCACAUCCCUGUCCGGUCAAGCCCAACCCUCCGAUCCGUGGGGCGUCCAUCUCUUCAGCCAGCCUGACGCCCAUCAAAUCCUCCCCCAUCCUCAACAACGGCUCCCCCACCAUCCUGGGCAAACGCUCCUAUGAGCAGCACAACGGGCUGGAUGGCUCCAAAUCUAAAAUCCUGGCUCCUCAGUGGGACAUCAUGGCCAAGCGGAUGAGCGAGGUGGCGCGACCUUCGGUCUCGAUGCAGGACGAGAUCCACGAACUGGACUGAACGCUCCGUGGAACAACCUCUACUGCAAACCUCAGUCAGAGAGGAAAGGGGGGGAGGGGGGGAGAUGGAACACGUGUUUUCCAGUGAAGUCGAUGGCGGCUGAGUGAAGACGAAGCUGAGAGGAGACGGACGACAGCGAGGGACACACUUCUUCAGCCAGGACGAGUCUGCGUGGACGAAUCCAUAAUCCAUCAGUGUGGCUGUGGUCAAUCCGAGGACUGACUGUACAGGACUGUGUUUAUUACUCACAUCUCUUGUUAUUACUGUCAUUGUAAUUAUUGUUAUUGUUAUUAUAAGUUUUUCUUUUCUUUUUUUUUUUACCAACUAUAACUCAGCUUAUUGUUUGUCGAUCAAACGAAAGGAACUUUUAAAGUUUCAUAAAAAAUGCUUGCUAAACCCUGUGGAAACGGGUGGAAGGACUGUAACAUAAGCCACUUGCAUCUUCUCUGUGUCUGUUCUGUUGUUUCUUUUUGUUUUUCUUUAACAAUUUCAAUUCAACGAGGAAACGCACUUUGAUUUCGGUGACACACGUUAAACUCCUCGUCUUUUUGGUUUUUCGAUGAAUUCGAAACGCUUUACGGGAAAAUCUUCGGUUUUGUGAGCCGGCCCUGAUCUUCGGCCAGAGAGGUUUAACUUAUUGAGAAAGACUUGCUGUUUUUUCUACCUUUUUCACAAGUAAUGCAUCUAUGCUUCAAUACUGUAAUUAAAAAAGACAAUUGAUUUUC